UACGGAUGGGGAUAUUGGGGGAGGGGAGCCAGGGCGACAGGGCGGCGGCCCCAGACUGGGAGGGCGGGUCACAGAUCCCUCCCAGCCCCCCACUUUCGUAGAGCGUGGGCAGAAGGAACCUCUGGGUCCCGCGGAUCAGAAAAACUCCGAAGGCCAGGUUGUGAGUCCCGGGAAGGGAGGUGGAGGGUGGGGGCGGGGAGGGGGGAGGGGCGGGGCUUGCUCUGGCCCCGCCCCUACACUCGGGUGAUGGUCGGGCUCCCCCUGGCGGUCCCCGGCCCCGCUCCUCUCCUCGUGGGCCCCUCUCCCGCGGUCCUAGACCCCUGCCUAGCCCAGGUCGGUCUCCGCGGACCCACGGACGGACGGACAGACGGGAGGACGGCCAGCCACGAGCGCCCGGGCGGCGGGAGGGGGCGGGGAGGCGACGGCGGUGGCGUGAGGAGCAGGAGCAGGUGCAGCGGCGGCGGCGGGCGGGGCCGGGACCCGGCGCGGAGCGGGGGCCGCGGCGCGGGCGGGCGGCGGGGACCGGGAGGCCGCGACUCGGAGUCAGCCCCGCCGGGUCGCGCGCGGGGCCGGGGAGCCGGAGUUGAGCCGGGUGGGGUGGUGACUCCGGAGAACGCAGGAUCCCAAGGAGACAGAGAGGACGAGAGCUGGAGGGGGAUCCGGAGAGCGGCGGGGGCGCUCCGGGAGGGGUGGAGUAGGACAUAGGGGGCGCACCUGGAGGGCAGACGG
Messenger RNA from Nomascus leucogenys (northern white-cheeked gibbon), 729 nucleotides. RefSeq names its product rRNA 2'-O-methyltransferase fibrillarin-like. The transcript has a single exon. The record is from RefSeq and is a predicted model, not a curated record. Bases 247 to 705 code for a protein of 152 amino acids. Lineage: Eukaryota; Metazoa; Chordata; Mammalia; Primates; Hylobatidae.